UGUCGAAUUUAUUUUGUACUCAUUUCUGAUAAUUCUCAACAAUUUCAUUUUCCUUUUCCUUUUCUUAAAUUGAUUAAUUUAGUAGGAAUCCACAAAGAUGAUGGGUUUUGCGAUUGAGGUUCGACUGGGAAAAAGUAAAAAACCCUAGCCGAACCUAUCAGGCCUAUGGUAACACCGAUUGUUGUUGGGCCUUUUCGAUAUCUUUCUUCUAUUAAGCUUCGUAAGCCAAAACUGGAUCCAAUAAGGCACACCACCAAAUUCCGACUCCCUAGAGAUUGUAUGUACAUUUGAGUUCUGCCCAAAUGUUUGUAGAAAUGCCAAUAUGAUGUUAACAUUAAGAAGUUGUAACAAUAGUCUGGGUUGUUUCCCGUUUCGCAAUUUAUGCAACAAAGGAAGUAUUAGUUGCCGAAGAAGAUUCAUUACUACUUCUUCUUCAACCAUUUCCCCACCAAAGAACCAGACAUGUGAAGAAGAGUUGUUAGUGGUCGUUGGAGGUGGAGCAGCUGGAAUAUACGGAGCUAUUAGAGCUAAAACUAUUGCUCCUCAUUUGGGUGUUUUGGUUAUUGAGAAAGCCAAACCUUUAUCUAAGGUGAAGAUUUCCGGUGGAGGGAGAUGCAAUGUAACAAAUGGGCACUGUCCUGAUAAAAGGGUUUUGGCAAAUCAUUACCCAAGAGGUAGUCGAGAAUUGCGUGGGUCUUUCUUUAAUCUUCAUGGGCCAACAGAUACCAUGUCUUGGUUUUCUGAUCAUGGGGUGCAGCUUAAGACUGAAGAUGAUGGCAGAGUAUUUCCUGUCAGCAAUAGUUCAUAUUCGAUUAUUGAUUGUCUCUUGCUCGAAGCAAAGAGAACCAGAGUUUUACUGCAGACAGGAAAAGUUGUGACAAGCGCAUCUACUACCAACACCAGUAGGAAGUUCCAAAUCAAGAUUCAGAAGCGGACGAUUGAUUUUGUCGAAUAUGUUGAAGCUGACUAUUUAAUGGUAGCAAGUGGAAGUAGCCUACAGGGUUACAAUCUUGCUACUCAACUUGGUCAUUCCAUAGUAGAUCCUGUACCAAGCUUAUUCACCUUCAAGAUUGAGGACAAACAGUUGGCAGAGUUAUCAGGGAUCACAUUUCCGAAAGUGAAAGUAAAGCUGAAGCUGGAAAAUCUCCGAAGAAAUAUACCAGAAUUUACUCAGGUUGGACCAAUGUUAGUUACCCACUGGGGACUUAGUGGACCAGCAAUUCUUCGUUUAUCUGCAUGGGGAGCUUGUGAAUUUUUCAGUUCAGAGUACCAAGGAACACUUUCUGUGGAUUUCAUACCAGAUACUCACAUAGAAGAUGCAAAAUCAAUCCUUCUUAAACACAAGGAUCACUUUGCGAAGCAGAAAUUUCUUAAUUCAAGCCCUUCAGAAUUUGGCAUUGUGAAACGAUUUUGGAUAUAUGUACUGGACCUCGAGAAUUUAGAUGGAGACACCUUGUGGGCAUCUAUUUCAAAUAAUGCUAUAAUGUCGGUUGCUUCUCUACUUAAGCAGUGUCCAUUUGCAGUGAAAGGAAAGGGACAAUUCAAAGAUGAGUUCGUCACUGCUGGUGGUGUCCCAUUGUCUGAGAUUUCACUGAACACCAUGGAAAGCAAGAUACAACCCCAUCUAUUCUUCGCGGGAGAGGUACUAAAUAUAGACGGAGUAACAGGAGGGUUCAACUUUCAAAAUGCUUGGUCUGGUGGAUACAUCGCAGGUACAACUAUUGGUAAACUAGCUUUAGAUGCUUCCUUAAUGAAGGAAACCAUGUAACGAAAAAGGAUUAGCCAUACAUUGGUGAUCAUUUCUAUUAGUCUCCCGUAGAUGCAGUAUCUCACUAAACACUACUGAUAUCGGAUAUAACUGUACAUGGAUGAAUGAAAUUAAAGAACGUUCUGGGCCUGAUGUAUUUUUUGUGGGGGCUGUUCAUAUAAAGCACAGAAUCAUAAACCCCCCACCCCACCUUCUACCAACUUUAGGAACGGAGCAGUGAUACU
Messenger RNA from Papaver somniferum (opium poppy), 1992 nucleotides. RefSeq lists its product as uncharacterized. NCBI's taxonomy places the organism in Eukaryota, Viridiplantae, Streptophyta, Magnoliopsida, Ranunculales, Papaveraceae. Bases 323 to 1768 code for a protein of 481 amino acids. The transcript is spliced from 15 exons. The record is from RefSeq and is a predicted model, not a curated record.